CCAGCGGCAGUGUGCUGUGAACGAGCGAAGGGUACGCUUGUGUUCCAGUUUUGUAGGGGAAAAAUAAAUUGUUUUUCCCAGAUUCUGCCUUAAGUUAUCGUGUUAUAAUCAUGGUUAAGUUUUAAGCUUGGGGCACGUUGGAGACAUACCUGUGACCGCUUCGAAUGUUCGUCUACUCUCGAAGUGCGACCUGAGUCACACCUUUGUUGCUGAAUAUUUGAUGUACCAGGCUGUUUCUGCUAGCGGAACGCAGGCCUGCAGAGCUACCACAGUCUGGUUGAUCUGAUUCUCAGGAUCCAGAGGUUGUGCUGAAUGUGACUUCAAGCUCCAGUCUUCUUGAACGAGGAAGAGACUUGUUAAAUGAUGAAAACACUUGUUGAAGGAGGAAAGGACUUUUUGAAGGAGGAAUACUUUCCUGACGGCGAUACGGGCUUGUUGUAGGAGAAAGAUACACGCUGAAGGAGGAAGAGCCUAACUAAAGGAGAAAGAAGAUCGUCAUUUUGCUGGUGACGCUGGCGAUGGAACCACCACAGCACCAUGCGUGCUCGGUCAGUGCAGCUGAUGACUUCCUGGUGGGUGGUGGGCGUGUGGGCGGCGCUGGGGAUCACUACGGGAGUGAUCAGUGUGGUGACUGUCCUGCAGCCUUCCUGGUACGUCAGGUAUUCCCUCAUCCACGCCCAGCAGGCCAGAGGAGUCUCCUUCCAGGUUGUUGUGUCUACAGUGGGACCUCUGGGCUUCUGUCGCUUAGCAGCUGUAGACACCAGUCAAGUGUCCCACACCAUCCCUAGGAGACACAGUACCGUCAUCACACCGCCAACUUCGAAAACCCUCGACCCGUACGAAGGAAUGACCACCACCACUACUCCGCCUGGGACGUCGCAAACACCUGCGGUCUUCACAAUGUCUCCUGAACUCUUUCCGCCGAGCACAGCGUCGCCAGGUGCUAGUCAGGAGACAAGGCCUACUAAUGUUUCCCUGUGGGAGCUAACGCCCCAGGGUGGUCUUGACACUACGUUAUCCUUAGAGAGUGAUCUCAAACAUACUCCCUCAGCGAGUUCCACCGUGCAAGGCGCGACGGAAGAUGCUCCCGUUGAUGGAAGGCAGUCAUUCGAUGUCUUAAGAGCCUUCACGAGCACUGAUAAGGAUGUUACGGACGAGAAGCAAGACACAAAGAAUGUUCUCUUACACGUGAACGGAAGUUACGAGGAGGUCGUAGAGCAAGAAAAAGAUAACUCGAGUAUACCUCACUUUCAGGAGGAAAAACUGGUACUGAGUGAACUUGGGGAUGUUAAAAAAACGCAGGAAAUGUCAGAACAUGAGACCACCAUUACGGAUGUGAGAAAUACAACUCGAUAUAUCCAAGGGGGUAACACUGGGCAGGAGGUCAAUAAUAGGAUAAGAAUGACUAUCGCAAACAUCGACACAGACGUAGGUGGAUCCGCAGAACACAAGAACACCACCGUAAAGAAAAACAGCAGAAGGAAGAAUAGGAAUAGAAAGAGGAAAAAGAAAAACAGAAGAAAGAAAACAAAGUCGAGAAAGCAAUCAUUGGUGUCAGUGGGUCGUCGGAGAGGUGAGUUUGAUGAGCCUAACCCCUCGAACAGAACAUCUCUUCAGUUGACGUUGGACGUAGCUAAGUUGAGAUCUGGCAACCUGAAACCUGGCAAAGCUAAGAAGAGCUCCGAUCAGCUAGUUUCUGGCAAAAUAAAGUCGAGGUCUAGUCGUAUACAGUCUAGUGAAGCUAUUGCCAGGUCUGAUAAGUUGGCAUCUGGAAAAGCUAAGAAGAAUUCUGGUCAGAUGGUGUUUGAAAAAGCUACGGUGACCCCCAGCGCUGAAGAACUGUUCUUCGCCGAGUUUCUUGUUCAACAAGAACAGCGGAAGAGUUAUCGCGAUAUUCUCGCCAUCGACUACCGUCCCCGUGCACCCAUCUUGCUGUGUUCUGGCGUAGGAGUGGGCGUGAGUGCCGGUUCUUCCGCAGUGUGGGUGCUGGUUGGAGUGGUGUACGGAGCCGCGGGCGUGCUGCAGGUGAUUGCGGGUGUGGCGUCGCUGGCUCUGCACGCCGCCCGUGCCCACGCUCGGAGGUACGCCUUCGCCGUCUGGGUGGGCAAUGUCCAGGUGGCUGUCGUAAUGUCCCAAGGGGUGGCGCUGGUGUUGUUUCCCCUGGGGCUGGGCUCCCCGCUGGCGCGUCGGGAGUGUGGAGGGUCGUCGUCGGUCUACUGGUCAGGGGAGUGCAGUUUUGGGUGGUCGUAUAUGCUGGGAGUCGUGGCUACCACCCUCGCUGCCUACUGCCCGUGCUUAGCCAGACUCACUAUCUUCAGGAGAUACUCCCUUAGGGAGUGGGACAGCAAUUUCUUCUGAGGGACGGCUGAAGUGUGCUUGGGGCCGUCAUGAAAAUAUUUAAGAACGUCUGGAAAGUGUAAAAGACCUUCUGGAAUUGCCUUGGGAGGACUUGGAAAUGUACGAGGGCCCUUUGCAAGUGUUUUGAGUCGUCUCAAAACUGUGUCCUUAGAAUGUUUAGUACAUCCUAGUAAAUUGUAAAAGAUAAUAGAAUUUUAUUCUGCUCUCGUGAGUUGAAUGGAGACAUCCUGGAAUUAGAUGAAGUUUUGUUGCAGAAAUAUUCGUAAUGUUUUGUUUGGUUUUUCACGGAAGGGGCCCUUCCAAUUUCUUUCAAUUGUGUACGAACUUACUGGAAAUACUCGAGUGUAAAUAGAAUUGCGCAAGAACAUCCUGGAACCGUGUGGUAAUGCCGUGUGGAUUAUUCAGCUCUGGACGUCCCAAAUCUAUUUUAAAGGUCUUUGAAUUGUAUGAGUGUGCACUAAAAUUGUCUGGCUAUGAGCACCUAAGCAGUUAGGCGUUUUGUAAAUUGCAUUGAAGGUAUCUACCAGGUGUCUAUUAAGUGCGUAGGUGAGUACUUGCAAUGUUUGUGAACGCACAGAAAAUCUUUGCAGGCUUCUGGAGAGUGUCUGAGGAAUAUGUAGGCUCCAUUGAGUGAGAGAACAGAAUUGAUUUAAAACGUAGUUAAAAGAGGAUUUUUUUAUUAUUAAAAUGAUAAUUGAUUCAGGAAGUGUGUGAACAGAGCGGAUAACAAUUUAUAUCCCUCCUUGGGUAUUGGAUAAGUCAUAGUUACUUCGAAUAUAUUUUUUUUUUCUUGGAAGAUUCACUUGAGGCUCUAAGAGAUCUUAGACAUUCUGAAAAAGUUUGAGUAAUCACAGAACAAUCUUGCAGUAUGUAAAUAAAUUUGAUUUUUCGUGAAAACAAAAUAUACAAUAUAGAGUGAGGAAGUCCCUGAGAGAGAGAAAUCAUCAAAAUCAAGACAUGUCUAUAUAUCAAAGAUUAAAUUUACGCAUGUCUUUAUUUUACAAGCAAGACCUGUGAAGAAUAAUGAGUGAGAAGUUUUGAGAGAGAGCGAGAAUUCAGUCAGGUGAAUGUCUCUGAAAGUACGGAAAACAGACCUAUUUAUAUAGAGGCUAUAAUUCACUUUUGAGGUUCAGCUCAUGAAUGCUUCCUCUAGUUGACUUCGUCUUCAAGUGAGAGUCUAUACUAACUAUAAAGAAAGUAUUGUAUGUCUGACAAUGUAUACGAAAAAUAAUUGUUAUAAUCUUUAAAAGUUGGUCAGAGAUAAGUUGUCCAUAAAUUAGAAUCGAUAUUUCCACCGGUGUUCAGCAGAAUCUAUAUUCAUUCUGUUAUAAAUUGUCUAUAGCAAAUUCAUAUAUCAUUUAGAGGAUAUGUUAAUGGUUUCUGGUACUAAGGGAUACUAUAGGGAAUAUUAAUAUAUUUAUAAUAAAUAUGCAUCUCUUCUUUCCAACAUUAUCUUCUAGGACUUGUUUACAGCUAAAAUGUUAUAAAUACCAUAUCAAAAUUAAAGUUAUAAAUUAAGCGUUUAUCUGUCUAUAUUAGGAUUCGAUUUGUUCCUAUAGUGAUAAUAUACGCAUACUAGAUAUGUACACACACAAACUGUAUAUUUCUAAAUAUAAAAGGGUAUGAAAUAUAUA
Molecule: messenger RNA, 3992 nt
Organism: Cherax quadricarinatus
Lineage: Eukaryota; Metazoa; Arthropoda; Malacostraca; Decapoda; Parastacidae
Cellular component (GO): membrane
Source: RefSeq, a predicted model, not a curated record